UUCUGUUCCCUAUCUCCACACUGCAUCAAGUCAAUUACUACAACAAGUUUGCACCUAAAAAUCGGUUGAGGUAAUUUUCUCAGUAGGAAUUUAGUGAAUAACUUUUUUAUCAAAAGUUUGUGACCAAACAUUUAAACUUAAUGAAGGAAUUUGGCCCAUUGGAGAAAACCUCCCCAUGUUUGAUAAAGGGAUGUACAAAUAGAAUGGGCCCGCUAAUUUGAGGAUUCCCGCCUCCUUUUGGUCCAGACUGUCUACAGAAAACCAUCGGAGCGACAGACCCCACUGGAAGACAAUAAAAGAAUCUCCCUAGUCACAGAUGAGGGCGGGGAAAGUCAAAGAAGACCCACUUUGCUUUAAUGGAAUUUUUCGUGGAUUUAUUUAUUGAGCAAUUUUAUGUACAUAAAGCUUGGAUUAGCUUUUUUUCUGCUCUACUCAAGUGAGUCCACCAGGCAUUGACGAGUUUAUGAAAUAAUGAUGGAGAUGAUAAGUACCGUGUAAGCUGCAGAAAAUAUUUAGAUUUCAUUAAAGAACUUCAGAAACAGGAACAGGUAAACAUUGAUAAAAUGGCAGAAUUUGAAUACAUUUGUAGAAACUGAAAAACCUUAUCUUGUCAGGGGCUUAGACCUUCAGCUCGGAUUGGAUUUCAUCAAUAAUAAGGAUUUUUAAUUUGGCGUGGAUGCCGCUGGGCCGGAACGAGACUUAGAGAGGGCGGGAUGUUAUGUCUUUUAGUCUUUUACGAACAUGUGUUAAUAUCUUUUAUGAAAACAAGUCCGUCUUAAGUAGCCCAGAUUUGAAUCUAGCUGCCCAUUAUUGACAUAUUUGAUGUUCCUAGUAAGCUGAGACAGAGGGAAUAGAGGUGUUGUUACGAGUAGUGUAGGUCAGUCUGGUUAAACACCGCUAAGUGGAGUGCAGUUACAAUCCGUGGGUUGUCAGACAAAACUCUCCUGUUCCCUGCAUCCAGGUAAAAGUGCAUGGUGGGAAAACUUGUCCCAGUGACAUCAGCGGGGAUAUAAUCCCGCUCUAGUCCCCAGCGACGGUGACUUUAGCUCGGUACUCUGUGGACAAAGUUUACAAUUUUGUUGCCAUAGGAAGUACUUGAGUGAGUUUACAUGUAAUUCAAGUACUUUAUGAGAAUUGAACUAGGAUUAUCCGAAAUUCAUGGAGAGAGAGUGUGUGGCCAUAUAGAUAAAGGUAUUACCCUGGCCUGUGGGAGAGACAUGGACCGGUGCUGGCCCCAGGUUCUGUGCCCAGUGUCCUAGGGAUUCACUCACGGAAGGACAGACUCAGCCUUAAUGGAACCCUCUGUGAAUUGAUAGUGUUAAGUGUAAAAUAGCAGGAAGUAUGAAAUAAUGGCCGAGGAAAAUCUCACCAUAAACAACAAUGAACUGACUCCUAAAAAGAACAUUACUGUUGCACGGUCCGAAUCAUUUGGCCCGCUUAAGUUCCGUAAAAGCUGUGGAGAAAUCCUACUUUCUAGACUACAAAAAUUCACAGCACCAGAGCAGUCGGGAUAUGUUGGCUUUGCCAACCUACCCAAUCAGGUCCACAGGAAGUCGGUCAAGAAGGGAUUCGAGUUCACACUCAUGGUGGUUGGGGAGUCUGGACUGGGGAAGUCCACCUUGGUGAACAGCUUGUUCCUGACAGACCUGUACCCAGAGAGACACAUUCACACAGCCUCAGAGAAGAUUACGCAGACAGUUAAGAUUGAUGCCUCCACGGUGGAGAUUGAGGAGCGCGGAGUGAAACUGAGGCUGACGGUGGUCGACACCCCAGGGUUCGGGGACUCCCUCAACUCACAGGACUGCUUUAAGCCCAUCAUCCAGUACAUAGACAGUCAGUUUGAGCGUUACCUUGAAGAUGAGAGCGGAUUAAACAGACGUCAUAUCAUCGAUAAUCGUGUUCAUUGCUGUUUCUACUUCAUCAAUCCAUCAGGCCACGGGUUACGUCCCUUGGAUAUCUCCUUCAUGAAGGCUGUCCAUCACAAAGUGAACAUAGUCCCAGUGAUCGCCAAGUCCGACACGCUCACUCUGCAAGAGUGUACGCAGCUCAAGAGGAAGGUGAUGACCCAGAUAGCUGAGAACGGCAUCAACCUGUACGCGCUGCCCGACUGUGACGAGGAUGAGGACGAGGAUUACAGAGAGCAAUGUCGCCUCCUCAAGGAGGCAGUGCCUUUUGCAGUGAUUGGUGCUAAUACUGUGAUAGAGGUCAAGGGCAAAAAGGUCAGAGGUCGAAUGUAUCCAUGGGGAGUGGUGGAGGUGGAAAAUCCAGAUCACUGCGACUUCAUUAAACUCAGAACCAUGCUUAUCACUCACAUGCAAGACCUUCAAGAGGUCACACAAGAGGUUCAUUAUGAGAAUUUCCGAGCGGAGAAGCUGGCGGGAGGUGGAAGUGUUCCAAAGAAAUCAAGAAAACCCCGCAAUGAAGACGCUUACAAUGAAAUGAUGGAUAAACGCAGACCGGAGAGUCAGACGGCCGAUCUGUCGGAGCGAGAGAAGCAGCUCAUGGAGAAGGAACAAGAGCUGAGAAGAAUGCAGGAAAUGAUUGCCAAGAUGCAGGCAGAGAUGAACCAAAAGAACACUCCACAGAAGAUGCAACAGAAUGGGGAAGUCAAGUCCCAGAAUGUGUAGACUUGUACACAGAUGACCAUUAUAAUAGGACCAGUAUUGAGAGGAAGAGAUUGAAUUGUUUGUAUGUUAUGACUAUGGACAAUCUAAACUCAGCAAAAACCGCAAUGUUAUCACAUCAUUCAACCAAAUCACAGAAAUGUGUUCAUCUCGAGAUGUAUGACAUCACCUGUACUAUAACUUCUUCAGUUUGUUUUUUGCUUUCUUUGCAUGAGAUAUUGUUUUCAGGACAGUAACUUUAAUAUACAAGUUUUGUUUAAGUCCUCAAAAUGAGUAUUCUUUGAGAUUUUACUAAUUUAAAUGAAUGUGUAAUUCAAUGUUUGUUUCUCCAUUAUAGUACAAGUAAGUGAUCAAUCAAUGUUUAAAAGCUGCAUUGUUUCAUGAAAAUUAAUAAUAUCUAAGGCUAUGAACAGGAAACUCAGUAGAAGAAUCUUUGCAAGGGAAACAACUGCGGGAGCUCUGUCUAGUCAUCCGUGAUAAUGAAUUAGAGUUAUCUGCCUUUCACCCUUCCACUACUGUUCUUUGUAGCACGUGUCAUAAUCUGUUUUGAUAGGUCUCUUGUUCAGUGAUACAAACAGACAUUCUUGGUGGAUCUCCUGUAUAAAUCCCCCUCCCCCAUUUUCCAUGUGGAGAUGUAUUCAAAUGUUAAGUGUAAUUUUGUCAUUUAUUUUUUAUAGUCUAUGUAAAACCAUUUUAUUUGUAUGUGUAGUCUUCAUAAUGUUUUACUAUUACAUUUACAUGUCAUUUCAGUAAGAUUAUAAAACCAAUGUUCCAUUGAACAAAAAUGUGAAGAUCUGAUUUCAAUUUCCCCAUUGAAAUAUCAAAGAUGUAAUUGUUAAAAAACUGUAAUAUAUUUAUGUAUGAAUAUGAUUUAAUGUUGAACUACAUCAAAGGAACACUCGGCUCUAAAGAAGCUGACUUGCGAUUGAUUUUGACGACUGAUUUUGUGUUACAAUUGUGACAGUAGUGUUUUUGGUGUCAACUGAAAGAUCAUGUGAAAACCUGGGACACUCUGCCUGUCUCCAGAUAAAGAUCUGUCAAUUUGUAGACUGCUUAAAGGCUUUUCCUGCUGAAUCCUAUCUAUCUCUGCAAUAAUUUUGUAAUGUUUUUAUUUAAUUUGUACAUGAAUAAAUUGUAUAACAAGU
Molecule: messenger RNA, 3769 nt
Organism: Magallana angulata
Lineage: Eukaryota; Metazoa; Mollusca; Bivalvia; Ostreida; Ostreidae
Product: septin-2-like
Exons: 13
Coding region: 1350-2627 (425 amino acids)
Biological process (GO): cytoskeleton-dependent cytokinesis; regulation of exocytosis; cell division
Cellular component (GO): septin ring; septin complex; synaptic vesicle
Molecular function (GO): GTPase activity; molecular adaptor activity; GTP binding
Source: RefSeq, a predicted model, not a curated record